GCCGCUUCAGGCGCGCUUAUAAGAGCUGCUGCCCUAAUGAGAAACAAAUUGCAAUUUACUUACCUAUAGUCAAAUUUUUAAUUUUUCAAAAUAUAUUUCAAAGAUGGUCAAGUUAACUCCGGAUCUCAUUCAACAGUCUAUGCAGUACAUCAAUCCUGUAAGAGAUCGUGAGUUAGAUCUCCGAGGGUACAAAAUACCAACUAUAGAAAAUUUAGGAGCGACACUGGAUCAGUUUGACACGAUAGAUUUUUCAGACAACGAUGUCAGAAAACUAGAUGGGUUUCCGUUAUUGAAGCGUAUCAAGACAUUGUUUUUCAAUAACAACAGAAUAAUCAGAAUAGCCGAAGGCUUAGAGAACUGUAUACCAAAUUUGGAAACCCUGGUGCUCACGGGUAACAUGAUUCAGGAACUUGGCGAUCUCGAACCAUUAGUUAACCUGCAGAAACUUUCUACUCUGUGUUUGUUACAAAAUCCGGUAUCUGCUAAACCUUACUACAGACAAUACCUUGUCUUCAAACUACCACAAUUGAAAUUGCNUAAUAAUAAUAAUAGUAGUACUAAUAGAAAACUAAAGAAUGCUUACAUGCAAAAAAUAUCUUUUAUACUAUAG
This is a messenger RNA of Copidosoma floridanum, 610 nucleotides long. RefSeq names its product probable U2 small nuclear ribonucleoprotein A'. Lineage: Eukaryota; Metazoa; Arthropoda; Insecta; Hymenoptera; Encyrtidae. The record is from RefSeq and is a predicted model, not a curated record.